Molecule: messenger RNA, 552 nt
Organism: Strongylus vulgaris
Lineage: Eukaryota; Metazoa; Nematoda; Chromadorea; Rhabditida; Strongylidae
Source: the annotation of a GenBank genome assembly
AUGAACUCACGACCCGACAUAAUGACGGAAUUUAAUCCGACGCAGCACGCGCGAAAUCGCAACAUGAUACAGAUUCUAAUUUUCGAUGCUACACUCGAAGAUCUUUUCGCCAUGGGUGUGAAUCUUGAGAGAAGCUUAGACGCACUCGGAUUCCGCUCGACUAUCUCGGAAUUGCCCGUUCCUCCUGCUAUUACAGACAACAGCCCUCUAUCGUCGCAUGAUUCUUUCGAUCUGAAAGUCUCCAAAAAAACCUUGGUUCAAAUUAAACCAACAUUCGCUCAGAUGUGUAAUGGAUAUGCGGUCCUCCCAGAAACGACUCAUCAACAGGAUACUCUUCUCCAGGAGCAGUUCAUUGAGGAAAGAGACGAAAAUGAUCAACUUAGCGUUUCCAAAACAAGCUUUUUGAGAGAACAGAAAGUGUGCAAUAACAAAGUGCUAUGCGCAAUACUUACGAGGCUGAUGGUCCCUACCUUAGUUGAUGGUCAUUACCUGCAAGAUGAAUGCUUUCGAAUUUAUCUCGACACGUUGAUGUCGAAUUCUGAUGCCUUGUGA